This is a messenger RNA of Entrophospora sp. SA101, 580 nucleotides long. Lineage: Eukaryota; Fungi; Glomeromycota; Glomeromycetes; Entrophosporales; Entrophosporaceae. The record is from the annotation of a GenBank genome assembly.
AUGCCAAGUGGAAAUAUUAAAGUCGUCAAAAUUCAAAAGGAUGUUACUGUCUCCUUAGGAAAGUUUGGUACUUUUCAUACAAAUGUUAUAAUAGGAAAACCUUUUGGACACUCUUACGAAAUAUAUGAUAAAGAUAAAGUAAAAAUUAUUAAGAAUGUUUCUUUUAUUGAAGUUGAUGAAACUGAAGCAAAUAAUCAAGAAAUAUUUGAUGAUCCGUCAAAACAAAAAUUAUCGUAUAAAGAAAUUGAACAAUUAAAACAACAAGCAACUGAAGGAAGUGAUGUAAUUAAAAAUAUUGUUGAAAGUCAUAUAUCAUUUGAUAAAAAGACAGAAUAUUCUAAAGCAAAAUACAUAAAACGUAAAGAGGCAAAAUUUUCAAGAAUUUUUACGCCAGUAAGACCAACUUUAUAUUCUGUGUGGGAAUAUUUUUAUUCUAAAAAUCCAACAAAAAUAAGAGAAUUAAGAAUAGACACGCUUUCACAAAUGUUAAAAUGGGCAAAUGUACACUCAAAUACUAGAAUGCUUGUAGUUGAUGAUACUCAAGGACUUGUUAUAACCGGUAUUAUGGAAAGAUUAGGAG